Messenger RNA from Astrephomene gubernaculifera, 675 nucleotides. Lineage: Eukaryota; Viridiplantae; Chlorophyta; Chlorophyceae; Chlamydomonadales; Astrephomenaceae. The record is from the annotation of a GenBank genome assembly.
GCGCCUGGGAGAAGCUUACGUUUCGCAUAGCGCACAAGCAAUGUGCACAAGCAAUGUGCAUGGCGUUUUUUGGGCCUCAGCACUAUGCCUAACCCAAUCGCUGACUCGCAGCAGCUUCUCCCCACCAGAUUACUUAAUGCACUUCGCGGGUACAGUCCUUUAAACCUAGAUAAUCAGCCGAGACAGGUGCAAACCCACAACGGAGUCGACCAUGAUCUAGAGACGUCCGCAUCGCACCAACCCCGACGCCAUCCUGGGGCCCCUUCGCCAGCUGCCAGUAGCCUCCGUGCACCUAGUAAAGGCAUGGGUCCUCAACCGGAGCUAGCGCACCAGCAUGGCGACCGUUACCGCCAUGUUCCCUGGUUCGCCUACCCCCUGCUCGUUGCUGCGGUGGUUGCUGUGUCCUCCGCCGCAACCGUUUUCAGCCUCAUGCCGGAGGUUCCCGCUUUGACGCUGGCCGCAUGGCGGUUACAACUGACAGCGGUGCUGCUGGGGCUGGCGGCGGCGCAGCAGUGGCGCGACAUGUCCGCCGAAGACCGCUCUCGCACGCUCCACUCUUCCGGCUGGUUGGCUGCCAGCGGGGCUUGCCUUGCCGUACACUUUGGAUCCUGGGUUUGGGGCCUGCAGCACACGUCACUGCCGCACUCGUUGCUGCUGGUGUCUGCCACGCCGCUG